AUGGCAACCGCUGCCUACUUUGCGGCAGAGUGCCUCGUCUCCAUGUCCAAUCGGGCUAUCAUCCACGGUCCGACGGGAGAACCGACCCUUCCACCAGCGGUGAUGGCUUCGCCGCUCACCAUCCCAACCCGGGAAAAGAAAUGUGAAGGGAAAGACUCUGGAAAAGACAACGCCGGUGGAGCCUCUGUCUAUGCGGUGGCCAGCAUUUUAGCGGACCUAAACCAGCACGUUCCAAAGCCUUCGUCCCCUGAGUCGGAGAAACCACAGAGUGCCGACAGAGGGGAGAAACAAAACCCUUUGCUUCCCUGCGAAAAGUUUGGGGAAGAAAGUAUCUUGCCGGCCGGCAAACGCGGAGGGGGGAAAGCGGCCACACCUACCAGCUUGGCAGCGACAAACGCACCGAGCCCUAAACAAAGGAGCAAGAGAGGGCGAUGCCGGCCUGACCCGGAAUUACCUCAGAAAAAGCACAAAUGCCACUAUGAGGGGUGCGAAAAGGUUUACGGCAAGUCUUCCCACCUGAAAGCUCACCUAAGGACCCACACAGGCGAGAAGCCUUUCGAAUGCAGCUGGGAAGACUGCAACAAGAAGUUUGCCCGUUCCGACGAGCUGGCGCGGCACUUCCGCACCCAUACUGGGGAGAAGAAGUUCGGCUGCCCUCUCUGCGAGAAGCGCUUCAUGCGCAGCGACCACCUGACGAAGCAUGCCCGCCGGCACGCCAACUUCCACCCGAGCAUGCUCAAGAGGAGGAGCGGCAGCAGCUCUCGGACGGGUUCCGUGAGUGACUACAGCCGUUCAGAUGCUUCCAGCCCCACCAUCAGCCCCGCAAGCUCGCCGUAGACCCGCCUGCACUGGAUGCCAGCACU
Euleptes europaea (tarantolino) is the source of this 863-nucleotide messenger RNA. RefSeq names its product KLF transcription factor 13 (gene KLF13). The coding region runs from base 1 to 837 and encodes 278 amino acids. Gene Ontology annotation, molecular function: DNA-binding transcription factor activity, RNA polymerase II-specific; RNA polymerase II cis-regulatory region sequence-specific DNA binding. Gene Ontology annotation, biological process: regulation of transcription by RNA polymerase II. NCBI's taxonomy places the organism in Eukaryota, Metazoa, Chordata, Lepidosauria, Squamata, Sphaerodactylidae. The record is from RefSeq and is a predicted model, not a curated record. The transcript has 2 exons.